Phoenix dactylifera (date palm) is the source of this 2866-nucleotide messenger RNA. Its product is annotated as U-box domain-containing protein 45-like. NCBI's taxonomy places the organism in Eukaryota, Viridiplantae, Streptophyta, Magnoliopsida, Arecales, Arecaceae. The record is from RefSeq and is a predicted model, not a curated record. Gene Ontology annotation, molecular function: protein binding; ubiquitin-protein transferase activity. Gene Ontology annotation, biological process: protein ubiquitination.
GUAACUCGCGUUCUUUGUUCUCAUUCUUCGCUCUCUCUCUCUCUCUCUCUCUCUCUCGCUCAUACCUCCGCCCCCGGCUUCCCCCCGUCCCGGCGAGAAAACCUAGAUAUCGUAGUAUACGCAAAUGAGUUCAAACGGGAGUGAUUUUUCGUAGGUAUUGAAAUGGGAAACCGUGGAGAUUUUACCGAGUUUGAAAGAUUUUGAAGCGCUCUUGCGGUUUCUCUCGCAUCUAGUGGUUUUUGAGCUGCGGGAUUUCGAGCUCUGUUCUAUCUUUUUUCAAAAGAAAGGAAGCUUUAUUUGGAGUUAAAUCUGAUGAAAUUUCUGAUCCUAAUUUCCUAUGUGCCGUCUCUUUUGAACCUUAUGAUUGAACUUUAUUGAAGGAUAGUUAUGGAUGCUGCUGAGAUUGAAGAGAAUCUAUUUGUCGCCCGCGAUGCGAAGUUGCAUGGAGGAAUGUGUAGAAUACUUUCAACAAUUGUUUGUAGAGUGCUGGAGAUCUUUCCGUUAAUUGAAGCAGCAAGACCCAGAAGCAAGUCUGGAAUACAGGCACUUUGUGCGUUGCAUGUGGCCCUUGACAGAGCUAAAGGCCUUCUGCGACAUUGCUCGGAUUGCAGCAAGUUUUACUUGGCUAUAACUGCAGAUUCCAUCCUUAUGAAGUUUGAGAAGGCAAGAUGCUCUCUUGAAGAAAGUCUUAGGCAUGUUGAAGACAUAGUCCCACAAGCUAUUGGUUUUCAGAUUAUGGAGAUUGUUCGUGAGCUGGAAGGAACUAUGUUUCUAUUGGAUCAGUCAGAGAAGCUGGCUGGUGAUGAAGUGAUUGCUUUGCUUCAGAAAGACAGACGAUUUAGUAGUAGAUUCAAUGAUAGUGAAGAACUUGAGGUCUUCCACCAAGCUGCUUCUAGGCUGGGCAUUACAUCUUCGAGAGCAGCACUCACUGAGAGAAGAGCUCUCAAGAAUCUGAUUGAAAGGGCUCGUGCAAAGGAAGACAAACGGAAGGAAUUCAUUUUAUCUUACUUAUAUCAUCUCAUGAGGAAAUACUCAAAGCUUUUCAGAUGUGAGGUUGCAGAUGAUACCGACUUUCAAGGUUCAGAUCCUUGUUCCCCUACAAUACCAGGCUUUGAAGAGGUCUCUGCCCCUGAUGGAAAUGGUGUUGCCUUUGAGAGACAGCUAUCAAAACUUCGCUUUUUUAAUUUCAAGAAAAAUGGGAUAAUAUCAGGAAAAGUGCCACUUCCUCCUGAAGAACUCAGAUGCCCUAUCUCCUUGCAACUCAUGUAUGACCCGGUCGUUAUUUCAUCAGGGCAGACCUAUGAACGUAUUUGCAUUGAGAAAUGGUUUUGUGAUGGGCAUAGUACAUGCCCCAAAACUCAGCAACAGCUCCCCCAUCUCUGUGUAACUCCAAAUUAUUGUGUUAAAGGACUCAUAGCAAGUUGGUGUGAACAAAAUGGUGUUCCUCUGCCUGAUGGUCCCCCAGAACCCCUUGAUGUCAACUAUUGGAGGCUGGCUUUCUCAGAAUGCGAGGCCAUGGAUUCCAGAUCCAUGGGGAGUAUUGACUCUUGCAAGCUUCAGGGUGUCAAGGUGGUCCCAUUGGAAUAUGGUAGUAUCACAGAGGCAUUCCAGGGGAUUGAUGCUUGUACUUUAGACAACAGUUCCUGUCAGGAUGGUGAAGUGGAUGAGCUUGAAGGAUACAAGAGUUUGCUAGCUGUGCUGCGUGAAAGCAACAGUAUGGGAAAAAAAUGCAGAGCAGUGGAGCAGAUAAGGUAUCUGCUGAAGGAUGAUGAGGAAGCAAGGAUCUUUAUGGGUGCAAAUGGUGCUGUUGAGCUACUCCUUCAGUUUUUAAAGUUGGCUGUCAAUGAUGGAGAGAAGAAGUCUCAAGAGGUUGGAGCCAUGGCUCUUUUCAACCUUGCAGUUAACAAUAACAGGAACAAGAGUAUGCUGUUAUCUGGUGGGGUGUUGCCUCUACUGGAGCAAAUGAUCUCAAAUUCAGAGACACGAGAAGCAGCCACUGCCCUCUGCCUUAAUCUUUCCUGUCUCGACGAGGCCAAGCCCUUCAUUGGCUCAAGCCAGGCAGUCCGGUUCCUGGUACAGCUCCUACAAGCUGAAGAUACUGAAAGCAGUUCCUGCAAGCAUGAUUCCCUUGACACCCUUUACAACCUCUCCUCCCACCCACCCAACAUUCCUCUCCUCCUAUCAUCUGGUAUUGUUGAUGGGCUUCACUCUCUUCUCACAGCCUGUGGGAGCCCUGAAGCGGAGAAGGCCCUUGCUGUCUUCAUAAACUUGGCAACAAGCCAAGCAGGAAAAAGAGAAAUAAUGUCGACCCCUGGCCUAAUUGGCGGGCUCGCAGCCAUCUUGGAUAUCGGUGAGCCAACAGAGCAAGAGCAUGCUGUUUCAUGCAUUCUUAUACUGUGCAAUGGUGAUGAGAGAUGUAGCCAUAUGGUGUUGCAAGAAGGGGUAAUACCAUCCUUAGUUUCCUUAUCAGUGAGUGGGACAGCAAGAGGGAAGGAGAAGGCACAGAAGCUGCUAAAGCUUUUCCGGGAGCAGCGGCAGAGAGAGCCUUCACCUGUGAGGCAGCAGCAGCUGGUGGAGCGUUCUGCUGGCAAAGGGGGGGUUAUGGAGUCGAAACCAUCGUGUAAAUCAAGAUCGAAAAGGCUUGGGCGGACCCUGAGUUCCAUAUGGAAGAACAAGGGGUUUUCAGUGUAUCAAUGUUAGUAGUGAUCAGGGGCCAUGUAAACUGUUCUUUUUUUCUCUUCAGUUUCUUCUUUCCCUUCACGUUGAGGGUAACUGGUCAUUUUCCUUUUACCCUUGAAAAACAGAUGUACAGGACUUUUCUUCUAGUAUUUUAAUAGCAAAUCCUUGUUAUUUUCCUUGUGUUAAA